This is a messenger RNA of Mytilus trossulus (common blue mussel), 2220 nucleotides long. Its product is annotated as TBC1 domain family member 5 homolog A-like. The coding region runs from base 574 to 1287 and encodes 237 amino acids. The record is from RefSeq and is a predicted model, not a curated record. The transcript is spliced from 5 exons. NCBI's taxonomy places the organism in Eukaryota, Metazoa, Mollusca, Bivalvia, Mytilida, Mytilidae.
CUUUUAAAUGACUGAAUAAUCUUUAAUAGUAUAAUACGUCUCGAUACACAACCAUGCAGUUGUUCAGUCAGUGGAACGGUAGUGAAUACAAACUUUAAAGCGACCUUUUCAUAUUUUUGUUUAUUUGUUUAUUGAAUGUAUAUGUUAGAAUAUACUAGUACAUUAUUGGCAUUUUAACAAGUUAGAGAUUUAGUGCACCCCUGUGUUAAAGUAUUGACGACGCCUACAAAAAUUUAGUAAAAAAAAAUGGAGUUAAAUUACAGAUAUUGUCGGUCGGUGAAAUCAUAAUUGAACGUGUAUUGGAGAUUUAUUGAUUAUUGUGUGAUUUAUUUAUUUGAUGUACAUUUAUUUAUCACAUACUAGGCGAAGAUCUUCAAUACCCGGUGACGAAAUUUCUUUCACGAUUCUGGACUUUAAUUUUUGGAUUUAAGUAGAUUAAUCGGACUUUGUUUGGAUUAAUUUCCAUAUGGGUGUGUAUAUUUAAUAUAUUACAUCUCAGACAUUGAAAAGUAUACUUUACGUAAGAUUUUAUAAUUUGAAAUUAUAAGAAUUUUAUGAAAUUGUUUUAACGUGAUGGGUUCAGGUUCUAGCAAAGAGAAAUCAAACAAUGUUCGGAUAACUUCACAAAACACAGACAAGAAAUCGGACGCAUUGUCUCCGAAAUCACAAGUGAAUUCAAAUAGCGUAGAAAAAAGUGAAAAUAUCAAAAACUCGAAAAACAAGUCUUCAGACAAACAAUUGAACGGGAAUACAAACAAGUUAGCUCGAAUUGAAAAUAAUAAUAAAACAAAUUCAAGGAUUCCACAACCGUUUGAUGAAAGUAGCGACGACGAUGCCGACGAUUUAUUGAAAGACGAAUGGAGAAGUAAGAAAAAUUCUAAUGGAAAUAAAAAUACGGACAUUAAUUCAAAUGGCAAAGUGAAAACAUGGCAACCACCCGAGCCUCCAAAAGGGGAUUAUCCCGAAACGUAUGCUCAAAAGUUACAAAGAGAACAAUAUACACAACAACAGCUUUUAAGACAAAAGACAAUUUACAGAAAUCCAGACGAAUGGGAAAUAGAUCAGGUUUCUCAGCAAAGUUUUGAUGUAUCUAAAUUCAAAGAAGUUAACAAGACUCUGCCUAAAACUGAUAUUUUUGGACCUGUGUCAAACAAUGAUUACUCGUUUGGUAAUAUGGACGACGAUAAUUACUACAGAACAACGAAUAACAACAGAAAAAAAUCCAUACCAAGAUACGAUGUAAGCGAGGAAGACCUAAUGAACGAUAUUGAAAGUCACUAUUACUAAACCAACCGGAAAUGACUCCGUUUUAGAGAACACAAAAUGACUCCAUGUCUACAUAACAGGAAAGGACUCCAUGUUUACGAUUUUAUGAUAUAUUCCCUAUCAAUAUAGUAGAUCACAAUAUUUAUUUUUGUAUUAGCAUAUACAAAAUAGUAUAGUUACGAACGACUGCAAUAUCAGCACGAUAUUAAGUUAUUACAAUUGUUAGGUGUAGUUAUAAGGAAUAUAUCAUAAACAACGGAGGCCUUUCGAACAAGAAGUUCAAUACACGAUAUUAGCUAUGAUAUGACUGUACAAAAACAAGAGAAACAAUCUGCUAGUAAAUGUUAUGUGUAUGUAAGACAUUUCACAAUGCUUCCAUUAUGCAAUUAUAAAAUCGUAUUUGAAAAUAUUAAACUUGUGACUGUGACACUUUAUACCGAAUUUGGAAUGAGUGCAUUUAUAGCCAUGUAAGCUGUGUAAAAGUGACUGUUUUCACUAUUUUAAAAGUCUCCUUCUCCUGUUUUUAAUUUUCAUUACAUUUUCAGCAAAGAAAUAUCUAUGGUGAAAAAUAUCUAUCGACAUAUAUGUUUGUAAAAUGGGGAAAGAAAGAGAAUGAUAGGAGCGCAUAGAUGAGAAAAAAUAGUUGGAAGUUAAUCUAUACGACUUGAGAACUUUUUAAGUAGCUACUGUGAUAAUUAUUUUAUGAUGGUGGGUUUUUCUUAAAACAUAUUCCUGAUAUUAUAGAUAUAGUUAGGUAAGCAAUUGACAUAGUGACGACAUUCGUCUAAACUCGGCCGAUUCCGUUCCUCCAAUCAACGGAGAGUCGCGGAUUUGUACGAGGAUUGCCAAUUGGUAGAGACGAUGGAAUAAAUCUGUGAUAAUUUAUACUUGCCAAAGGAGGUUGAUAUUAGAGGAAAACAUAUUAUGUUAUUUAUUAUACAUCGGAUAUAUUUG